Molecule: messenger RNA, 1069 nt
Organism: Thlaspi arvense
Lineage: Eukaryota; Viridiplantae; Streptophyta; Magnoliopsida; Brassicales; Brassicaceae
Source: the annotation of a GenBank genome assembly
UUGCAAAGUCAAUGAAUGAAUAUUCAUUUAUCGUAUCUAUAUAUAGCGAGCUCGACAAUCCAACUCAAUCACCAAUUAAGUGAGUAGAAUAGGAAAUCAGCAUGCAAGAUCCCAAGAUGAAGCUCCAUUGUGGCUUUUUAUUUUUCAACAUGGCAGUUAUCUUUGGCCUCCAUGAAAAAGAUCUCGACUUCGAGCUUGUCUUCAUAGAUUGGAUUGCUGGUGAAUCCAAAACCAAAUCCUUUCUCUCUAAUCUCAACCCAUUUGGUCAAGUUCCGGUUCUUGAAGAUGGAGAUCUCAAACUUUUUGAGUCAAAGGCAAUCACGCGAUACCUAGCCGAGCAAUACAAAGAAGAAGGAACAAAUCUAUUACCCAAUGAUCCCAAAAAGAGGGCAAUCGUAUCGAUGUGGAUGGAAGUAGAUACAAACCAGUUUCUUCCUGUGGCGUUGACUCUCAUCAAAGAACUCAUCGUAAAACCAUAUCAAGGUUUAGCCACAGACUUCACAUCGGUUCAAGAAAACAAAGAGAAGUUAUCAGAGAUUCUGAACAUCUACGAGACUCGCUUACGCGAGUCUCCAUACUUAGCCGGACAAAGCUUCACUUUAGCGGAUCUUCAUCAUCUCCCACCGAUUCAUUACUUGUUGAACACGGAAGAAGAAGAAGUGAAAAGCUUGAUCUACUCACGUCCCAGUGUAGCCGCAUGGGUCGAGAAGAUGAAGUGUAGACCCGCUUGGUUAAAAACAGUCGUCAUGCAAGAGCACAUCGUUGACUUGAUGAACCGACGUCGUUUGCCUAAACAGUCAGAUUCGUCAUGUCACGAGUUAACGGCGGAUGUGGCUCAGAAAACUGCGAUGGUGAUUGGGAAAAAUUAAGUAAUCGGUGUGACCCCUCAUUAUGAUCCAUUAAAUAAUAUUGUAUGCUCAAUUUGUGUAAACGAAUGAAAUAAUUAUACAGUAUAUUGUGUAAACUUUUUAAGCUAUAUGUUUGAAUUAAAAUAAAUGUUUAAGAAAAAAUUAAUCACACUUGUAACAAAAACUUUCCAAUCUAAAUUUUGAGCAAAGUUGGUUUUAAA